AUGCCCACCACCACCACCACCACCACCGGCAGUUUCACCCCCUGCACCAAUGCCAGCACCUUCCGUGGCUACGCUCCCACAUCAACUCCAACUACCGCUCUCGUUCCCGCUCCAGUCUCGACUUCUGAGAUGGCUACAUCUCUGUCUCCAAGCAUUGCCUCACCUCUCGCGCCACCUCUUGCACCUGCGGAUAGUCCAGCUGUGACGACUCCUUCAGGCGCUCACGGUUCACUCAACAGAGUUGCAGUCUUGGAUUCUGCCCUUUUCGGCACCGUUGCUGUUGCCUUGUUGAUCUAA
Messenger RNA from Telopea speciosissima, 297 nucleotides. Its product is annotated as classical arabinogalactan protein 7-like. The transcript has a single exon. The coding region runs from base 1 to 297 and encodes 98 amino acids. The record is from RefSeq and is a predicted model, not a curated record. NCBI's taxonomy places the organism in Eukaryota, Viridiplantae, Streptophyta, Magnoliopsida, Proteales, Proteaceae.